AUGGCGGUCAAGAACAAUGCCGCUGCGGACACUUACCUGGCAUGGGACGAUGACAUGAUGGCCGGCACGUCCGACAGGGAGUACUGGUGGAACCUGUUCACCACACAAGGCAAAAUGGCAUUCCGGGUCCCCAACAAGCCCGGGUCCACUGAGGGUUUCUAUACCCUGCACAUGGAAGCUGAUCUUUCGAUCAUCCUCAAGUACCAGGUGGGGGACCCCACUGAUGCGCAGCUGUGGACGGUUUUAGACGAAUGA
Molecule: messenger RNA, 255 nt
Organism: Suillus subaureus
Lineage: Eukaryota; Fungi; Basidiomycota; Agaricomycetes; Boletales; Suillaceae
Exons: 4
Coding region: 1-255 (84 amino acids)
Source: RefSeq, a predicted model, not a curated record